Molecule: messenger RNA, 1968 nt
Organism: Adineta ricciae
Lineage: Eukaryota; Metazoa; Rotifera; Eurotatoria; Adinetida; Adinetidae
Source: the annotation of a GenBank genome assembly
AUGAGACACGAUCAAACACAUUUUUUUCCAUGUCGAUAUGCCAAACUAUUUGUAAGCCUUUGUUUAUUUAACAUCCGUUCCUUUCUGUGUCGGUCGUGUUUUCAUUGGGGAAUAACAGAAGUGAUGGCCAAAAGUUCAUUCUCAUCGUAUGAUCGAUCAGUCCCAAUCAUAUCUGAUGAUUCUAUUCUAUCAAGCCCCAAUCAUCGAUUUCCGCUGAUUGAUACCGAUCCGGGAUCACCACCCUCACGUCAUCAUUCAGAUGAUGCGGAUGUAUUACAAAUGCAACGACAGCAUCCGAACAUGGGUUUUCGAGAUCAUAAUACAAUGUCCAAUUCGGUUGAUGAUCUAACACAACUCACUGAUCAUAUAUCAUAUCCUAAUUCAAGUUUUGGUCAAGAUUUCAGUGAUCCGGACGACGAUGAAUUACAUUUCGAUAAUGGAAGUAGCAUUGAUUAUGAUAUUUCGAUUCAAGAAAGACUGAAGAGAGCCAAUGAAGUAUUCGAACAUGACAAAACACCGGCCGAGUUAACACAUCAACAGCGUGUUUCAUUCGAUUCGGUUGUUAAAGCUGUUCAACUUGUUCAGGAUCCUGAAGACGGAAAGAUAACCGAUUCAUCUGACACUCAACCAAUUUCGCCUGUCGUGGAAGAAUCGACAAUUCAUGGUGCUGAUUCCCAAGAUGAAAAUAGUCCUCAUGAGUAUACGGUACCUUUGAAUGACACAAAACCGAGAGACACACCGACAUUAGUGGAGCAAAUUAAAGCUAUGCAGUUUUACGGUAGUUCACCGGUUGGCGGUGAUCGACGUGUCACAUCAACUACAAACGCUUCUUCUACUCGUGAAGAUCAUUCCUCGUCGAAAUCACCUGCAAAUAGUGAUGCAAACCCUCCGACGAGUUCUAGUGCAACACAGAGUUCCGUAAUUGUAGCAAGAAAUGGAAAAUUCGAAUUCCAAACUGAAGAUGAUUACACUGCUAAGCGUGCGAUGGACGAAUCUGACAGGGAAUCUGAUAAUGACGACAAUCAAACAUCUACAACGAAAACUACGAAAGUAACACACUCAACAACACCGUUGAAUCCGAUACAUCAUUCUUCAUCGUCAUCAGCGCGGCCAAAGUCAUCCGAUGAUGCAAAACGAACUGAUAAUAAAUCUAGCGACCCGAUGUCAAAAUCCUUGACUUAUAAUAAAACCAAGUCAACAACAAAUAAUCAACAAAGAGCGAAAAGUGCGAUUGUUUCAAAAUCGAUUGAAUCCUUCAUCUUGCAGCCAUGUCGUGUUGAUUUCGAAGAAAUGAACCGAACAGCAGCGGAACGAAAACGCGCUGAAUUGCAAGAAGAAUGCCGUAAAAAGAACGAAAGUGAUAUUAAACGGCGAGAGGAUUUACUUCGUGCGCAAGAAUCUUUUGCCAAAUGGUUACAUGAUAAAGACGCUGAACGUCGAAGGUUGAACGAAGAAAGACGGUUAGAAAGAGAGGAAGAAAUAGCUCGACAAGAAAAAUGUGAAAAGGAAUUAGGAGAACUACGUGAAAAGAAGUAUAAAGAAUGGACCGAACGGAAAAAUCGUGAAGCUAUGAAAGCCAAUGAAUUAAAACAACUGCAGACUGAAGAAGAAGAUGAAAUUAAAAGUAAUCAGGAGAAGUCGGAUAAAGAGCUACGUGAGAAGAAAUAUAGAGAAUGGUUUGAACGUAAAGAUCGGCAAGUGAUGAUUGCAGAAGAAUUUAAAAAACUACAAGCUAGAGAAGACGAAAUGACAUCCGGCGGAUCAUCAUCAUCGAUACACAAUUCCAGUCAACAAAAUGGCCAUCGUGCAUUUCGUCUUUGGUUACGUCGGAAAAAUGAGGAAUCUCGAGAAGAAAAACGUCGAUUGCGUCUCGAAACUCGCCGUUUACGUCGUCAUCAACGACGUUCGUUAAAACGUUAUCAACUUCAACAAGAUCUACAACUAGCAAGAUCAUUCGGUUACACCUGA